AUGGCGGAAAAUGUUGACUUACAACUGUGUAAAAUUGAAAAUGACUCUAACACAAGAAGUUUGAAUUUACAUCAUCACAUUUCAAGGUCCAAAACAAACAGCCGAGAAGAAAACUGUCCUUUACUGGACAGUGAUGACACUGGGGAUAUCCUCCAGAUAAACAGUGAUCAAGUCAGUAUUGACGGAAAACAAUUCGAUGAUCUCCCUUCUGGUAAACUUUACCAUUUAUUUAUCGCUCAUUCUGCCGUUGAUGGUGACCAAGCUUUAAAAAUAUGUCAAGAACUUGAAAACAGAUUUCUUUUGAAGUGCAUGUAUUAUGAUCGUGAUUUUACGAUUGCCAAAAAAAUUGAUGAGAAUAUCCAACACGAGAUGGAAAAAAGUGUCAAAGUGUUAUUGGUCCUUAGUCCAGACUUUCUGUGUAGUCAUUGGUGUGACAUGGAGGCAAGGUUAGCUGUUCAAAUGUCAUUUGAUCGGAAGUUCAGUUUGAGAAUAAUUCCCUUGAUAUUACAUGGCUUAGAUACCGAUAAUGAUUUGCCGCCAUUUUUGAAGCCGUAUGUGUGUAUUGAUGCUCGAAAAGAAAGCGAUGUAUCUGCUAAAAUCCAUGAAGCAUACUAUCAUUCAGGAGUUGUAGAUGCUGCACAUCAGACAGAAUUAGAAUCUAGAUUUGUUGAAGAUAAUAGAAAUCAGAACGGGGCUCCACUGAUAGAGUUAGAAGGGAAACUGAAGAACUCUGCGUGCUUUAACGCAUCACAUUUUGAAUUUCCAGCGUUAAUGGAACCGGACUACCGUGCUUUAAAUUCAGUGCAGGUUCAGAAGCAGAUGGAACAUAUCCUUGACUUUGCAAAUGCAUUCUGUUUACUGAGGAAUUACAGAAUACUUAAAAAUGGCAUGUUCCAAUACGGAGUAACUGUGCUUAUAAGUCUUUCGGUGACAUUCUUAUACAUUUCUAUCGGUCUUUUAGAUACUCUCUUGAACAGAAAUGUAACCGACAUGUGGAAUGUACAUGUUACACCUGGGAUAUUUUUAGGAAUUUUUACCUAUCCAUUGACCUUGUUUUUAGUGCGGAAAUUCCGGAAGCAGCUGAUAACAGUACUUCGAAAGAAUAUUUGGGACAAAAGCAUAGAACACUUUGACAGCACUAAGUGUUUGGUGUUACUGGAUGUUACCGACUUAGGAACACAAAAGAUAAAGGCGAUACGAUAUGAUAUAAAAGCAUGCCAGGAGUACACAAGUAUCCUGUUAUCAAAGAGACAUCGAACAAAUAAAGAUUGUACUGCUCUUUUUAUGGAAGAGGCAAAGAACAUGAUUCUUAAAAAGCUUCAUGAAUGGAAUGAACGGGGACGAUUAGUGAACUGGCUCUCUUUAGAGAGCGAAGCGUACAACAGACACAACACUUGGUUGAGAAAAGCAUGUGUUUGUCAAGUAUUAGAAAGAGACGUCAUAUUGCGUAAAAAUAAUGUAAUAGAAGUUUAAA
Saccostrea cuccullata (small rock oyster) is the source of this 1474-nucleotide messenger RNA. RefSeq lists its product as uncharacterized. The record is from RefSeq and is a predicted model, not a curated record. The transcript has 8 exons. Bases 1 to 1473 code for a protein of 490 amino acids. Gene Ontology annotation, biological process: signal transduction. Lineage: Eukaryota; Metazoa; Mollusca; Bivalvia; Ostreida; Ostreidae.